CUGUCUUGAACCACUGUGCUCAGGGGAGAGCGCGAACGCAGUCCCCCACUACCAGAAAUUAUGCAGUCGAGAUUCCCACAUUUGGGGAGUUCGCAGACAUCUGCCCACUGAACGUGCAAUGUAAACUGUAGACUGUAGACUCUUGUCCAAUGAAAAGCCGCGAUUGUCUACAGUUUGAUUAGACCCUGGGCCAAUCGGAGGGCUGCAUUGUCUAAAGUUUCAAAUCACGGCCAAUCAGCGCUGAGGAUUUUCUAAAGUUUCUCUCACUCUGGACGCUCACAAUUUAUUGGGUCAGAGAGUUCAUCUGCUGUCGAGAUAAAAUCAUAUGCUGAAGUGAUUUCGUGUGGUAAGUUAUUUUUAUACUGUUAUAUUGAUGCACAGUAUGUUUUGGUCAAGGCACGUUUGAAAUAUCUCACUCUUUGUGCAGUAUUCGUGAGGCUGCGCCUUCAAAAAGUACACCUGUCAUAGAGAUUUUGUGUGAUAAGUUAUUUUUAUACUGUUAUAUUGAUGCACAGUAUGUUUUGGUCACAUCACGUUUGAAAUAUUUCACUCUUUGUGCAGCAUUUUGUCUGUGUUCGUGAGGCUGCGCCGUCAUAAAGUACACCUGUUGUAGUGAUUUAUAGUGUGUUUGGUCUGUGCUGGUGACGCUGUGCCGUCAGAAAGUUCACCUUUCCAAGAUAUUUCGUGUGGUGAAUUAGACAUGGAUCCACUGUUGCCCACCCUGAGCAUCGUUGACACCAGUGUGCCACAGGACAGACAACAGUGCUUUCUUAAAGCAUCGAAGGACGCCAAGACCCUGGCCUCUCGCAACAGGUGCUUCGAGCGGAACACUAGCCAGGACAAAAAAACUGCUUGUGAGGAAGCUAAAAAAAGAUGCCAGCACAUUACUUGUGCGCCAUCUGAGGUCCAGUAUCUCGGCCAGCUCAUUCUAAACUUUGGCAAGUACAAUGGACAAAGUUUUAAAUGGCUGGUGGAGAAUGACGUUGGCUACAUUAAAUAUGUGCUGGAUCUACACAUCAAGGAGCGUCGCCAUCAAGGAAGAAAAGAGGGCCCAGGUGAGUAUAUAAAGGACCUUCUGUUACAGUAUGUGCAACUGUUUCCACAGGUUUCCUGCCACCUCGAGGUCAAUGUCGACAGUGCCAUCUACGGUCAGGGCCGCUUCAGAUCCUUCACGUUCCUGGAGAUGUGGCAGUGGUACAGCCUGCACAAGACCCUGCAGGCGGAUCCACAAGCUGGUAGUGCCCAAGAAAAGAAGAUGGCACAGGAGGCGUUCUGCUCUGUGCGGCAGUGGCUGACGAUGAAGGAGGAGGACAUCAGCGUCAAGACACUGAAGCGGUUCCGGCAGUACAUUCUCAACAAAGAGAAACCCCUAGAAGACAGGCCUCUUCCUGCAGCGGCCGCCAGCUCCAGCUCGUCGGGAUCUAGAGGUGAUGGUGGAUGGGCGGAUGAUGCGCUACUGGUGGAAGCCCUCAGUGCUUUCGAAGCACAAGCAGUUGAGGACAAAGGUGGUCUGCCGAAGAAACCACUCAGCUUCCCUGAAAGACAAGGAGCCGGGGAAGCAAAGAGAAGAAAACGUUCCUGUGAAGAUCUGUCACAGAAGCCACACUCAGACUCUCCACUGUCUGCUGCUCCUGCGUCGACUUCUUUAUUGGAGGCUCCUGCAUCAGCCUCAUCAGUUCCUGGCCAGUCUUCUUCAUCGGCUCCUGCAUCAGCCUCGUCAUUUCCUGCCUCUGCUUCUUCAUCGGCUCCUGUAUCAGCCUCGUCAGUUCCUGCCUUGGCUUCUUCAUCGGCUCCUGCAUCAGCCUCGUCAUUUCCUGCCUCUGCUUCUUCAUCGGCUCCUGCAUCAGCCUCGUCAGUUCCUGCCUUGGCUUCUUCAUCGGCUCCUGCAUCAGCCUCGUCAGUUCCUGCCUUGGCUUCUUCUUCGGCUCCUGCAUCAGCCUCGUCAGUUCCUGCCUUGGCUUCUUCUUCGGCUCCUGCAUCAGCCUCGUCAGUUCCUGCCUCGGCUUCUUCAUCGGCUCCUGCAUCAGCCUCGUCAGUUCCUGCCUCGGCUUCUUCAUCGGCUCCUGCAUCAGCUUCUGUGUCAGCUUCUGACGUUCAAACUAGAAGGUCAUCUGGUGGGUCAACACACAGUGACCCAGCACAUUCUGAGGUGUUAUUUGAGGGUUGGCACAAGAUGUGGGAGUCUGGUCUUCAUGGGCUGCCCAGUGCAGACAUACUGUGGCUUAAGGAGGAUGCUGAAAGGGGACUCUUUCAGAGGGCCAUGUCUUAUAAAGACAAACAUGGAAACAGAAAGUGGAGGAAAGUCCUGAAGGAUGACCGGAUGUGGUUUCACCCUCCAGAAUUUCCUGGAGUGGUGGAAGGAAAAGUCCCCUCAGCAGACUCCUUUUUUCACAGCUCCGUUUUUUUCUGGAGACCAGUCGGUGUGUGGCGUUACAGUCUUCGGUGCCCAAGGUCUGACUGCCCAGCACGCACCAAUCAGAAGGCUUUUCUCUACCGUUGUGGGUAUUCAUCCACGGUAAGACAGAUCUGCCACAUGUCUGGCUGGUACUCCAUGCUGACUGAGGUCCUGGCAUGCAACGCCUGUAGAAAGGCUGCAAAGGAGUCGGAAGAGCAUACUAUUGGUCGUUUCCUGUCAUGGGAUCAGUGCAUCCUUAAUCAGCUCAGUCCAGCUCACAGAGCGGUGUUUCCUGCUGUCUUGACGCUACGGCGUGGCGUGGACAAGCAGGUGAUCCGCCUGAUGAGGGAUCGCACUGAGGGAAACACCAUGGUGAAAGUUUGGAGACAGGUGCAGGAGAGCCACUGCGAGGACUAUCUGCAGAGAAAGGACUUGUACACCACUCUUCUCAGCCAGUACAACAAACCUGGGAAGAUCACUCGGAGUUUGUGCCAGCAGUUCCAGCGACCACCAGCACGGAGAGAGCCGCCAUCUGCCAGACUGAUGAGAAAGGCGUUCCUUAUCUCAGAGGCAGAUAACAUCGAGGACUACCGUACUCAGAUUAUGUCCACAUUUGGGCAAGUCCUGAAGUACGACUCCACCAAGAAGAUCUGCAAGAAACUCUCUGGCGAUGGAAAAGGCACUGCAGAGUGGUGUACCAAUGUGGCCAACGAGCAGGGGCAGAUCCUCAUAUCUGUUCUCACCUGUGAGGAGUCAUUGGAGAAGAUGAGGCCGAUGGCUGAAGGCCUCAUGGAGAGGUACAGGAGAGCUGACGAGGCACCGCCCGAACUCAUGUAUGUGGAUCGUGGCUGCUGUCGCGUCCACGCUGUGUCCUCGGUUGAGCAGCUCUUCAGUGACUGGACGGACAGGGGCAUGCUGGUACGGCUGGACAUCUUUCAUUGGAUCCAUCGAUUCGAUGCAGCCCUACGGACAGAUCAUCAUCCAAAGUAUGCCCUGUUCAAGUCUGCCCUCUCUGCUGCCGUCUUUGCCUACAACAAAGACGACAUGGCUCUUCUGGUACAGGCGAUACGUGCCGGUCACCCAACCAACUAUGCCUCCCUGACUGACAGCCAGAUCAUCGAGCUGCGUGUCAGUAAAUAUGACCUCAGCCAUUACGUCAGGAGGAUCACAGUUGGUGCACAGGAAACAUGUGCGCGCGUGCAGUGCGCCAUUGAUCUCCUGAAGGGAGCCGCAGGGAUGGAUGAGAACCAGGUGCAUCUGUUUAAGGACUCUGCAGCCAUCGACCACGUCUGGGAGAACCAGCAGAAGCACCUUGAAUGCAUCCAGGAUCCACCAGGGAGGAACAUGUACACCAUCACCAAGUAUGUGACCCGUUACGGUGUUCGUCUUGCGCGGUACAGUACGGUGAGAGGAAGCAACAGUCUGGAGGGCUUUCAUUCCUUUCUGCCUGACAUGAUCCCGGGACCCCACUGUGCUGCUGUCCCGUUUCAAGUCUAUCUGCUGGCUGGCAUCGCACGCUGGAACUCUAACAGGGAGUCAGCCAGCGUCCAAGGGCGGAAAGGGAGGAAACAUAUGGUGUACAUGUCUCCUCUGGUCCAUCGCCUAAACCAAAGGUGCCAGGAGCUAUUUGGGGAGGUGGAGGAGGCAAACUACAGGCCUCCGGUUCCUGCUGGUGAUGAGCGCAUUGGUCUGGAGUACCUGUUUUCCCAGUCCUCAGAGCCCUUCAGUGCUCCUGAUCAUUACGCUCAGACUAGAGAGACACUUCAGGCAGAUGAGGAUGAGGACGAAGAUGUUCCGGCUGGGGUGGCAGAGGAAGAGGAAGAGCUGCAGGAGGAAGAUGAUGAUGUGGGCUACUCCUCAGACCGCGAGAGGGACAGCCUGACUCCUCUGAGGAACCGUCUGUGCCUCACCGAUCAGGCAGUGGCUGCUGAAUUUGACCCCUGUGUGGAGGACGUGUGCGGUCCCAAUCAUCUGCCUGGGUACCAGCACGUAGAGGAUCUGUGUAAAGUCCUUGUUGAGAUCGCCCUGGAGGAAGGAAAACUUGCCCUAAAUGAGUCGACCAGGCAAAAGGUCAUCAGCGCCUGGAACAAGCUUGACCUCCAUGACCGCAGCAUCCAACAAUUCGACAGCCUCUACUCUGCACGCUGGGGCAAUGCUCUGUUUGGCCGCACCAGUGGAGAUCCGACUGAGGCGUCCCUGGUGCAGAAGCUCAAGUUCAGCAAGCGGUACUCAGCCGCACACUUGGUGGACUCCAGAAAGAACCGGCUGAUGUACUGCCUGGUCAAACAGCUGUGGCUUCAUCCUGGUGUUGGAGGAAAAGCUAAAGGGUCACCGCUGAAACAGCAGAUCACUAAACUGUACCAGCGUGUGCAGCAGAGAGUGACGGUGGACGAUGAUCAGCUCAGCAAACUUGGGAUUCCCAUCCUGAAAAUAAAUUCAAAGUGCGUGAGCGAGUUCAUCAGGAGGCAGGAGGCACUGUCAGCCACAAACGUCACCGACCAGGGUCUGUCUGUCCUCCGUCGUCACCAGAGCGUCUCCAGCACCAGCCAGCCCCCCGCUGAGGAGCUUCCAGAGGAAAGACCCCAUACCAGCCGGCCUGCAGUGCAGUAUCCCAUCACCACUUCUCUGGCCGGCACCCGAAAGUUGAAGCAAAGGCUCCCGCAAAUCUUACCUGUCCCUCCCUCUGCUCUUGCUCAACCAGUUCCUGCGCCGGCCCAUUCGAUGCCCGCAGGACUCCGGCACACACACACUCCGCUGACUGCACCUCCCGCUGUUUCCUUGCCGCAGGCAUCCACUCCGCUACUGUUGCCCUCAAGAUCAACAGUCUACAAGAGGAAAAAGGCAGAACUCAGUGGCUCUGGACAUCCAACCUCAGUGAAGGUUUACAUCUGUGCUCUGUGUGGCCAACCAACUCAAGGCCACAAGAAAUACAGAAAGAAGAGCUACUGUGAGAGCUCCAAAGCCUCCACGUCCACAAACCUUGCUGGGCAGACGUUUGACUGUUUUGAAGACUUUAAAAGGGCUGUGGACGUUCUCUUGGGCUCUCAGUCUCAGGCCUCCGAGUCUGUCUAACUGGACCUCUAUCCAUGUUGCGGUUCAUAGUUCUUGACUUGUAACAGUAUUAUUGUUGCAAAAAUGGAUAUGUUAUAAUAACAGUUGAUUUUUUAAAAGUUUACAGGUUUUUACGGUUUGCACUAAUUUGUUGACUGUAUUUUACACUUAUUGUUGCACAAAUGUUCGCAAUAUUAACAGUUGACUGUUUCAGAGUAUACAUCGUUUUAUACUAAUUUGUAGAUUGUAACUUAUUGUUAAUUUACAAAAGUUAAGCUUUUUUUACAGUUUGCACUAAUUUGUUGAUUGUUGUAGAAACAAAUUUUAUAUUAACAUUUGACUGUUUAAGUUUACAGUGUUUUACACUAAUUUGUUGAUUGUUGUAACACUGUUUUGUUCCAGAAAUGUAUGUUAUAUUAACAGUUUAUUGUUUUACAGUU
This is a messenger RNA of Danio rerio (zebrafish), 5886 nucleotides long. The record is from RefSeq and is a predicted model, not a curated record. Lineage: Eukaryota; Metazoa; Chordata; Actinopteri; Cypriniformes; Danionidae.